UUAUGUAGCACCCAAAAUGCGCCUGCGGUUCAACCCGAGAAAAACGUGAGUGAGGGCAAUUGUGGUGACAUUUGAGGAGAGACACAGUCUCAGUGUGGGGCCUUGAAGAAAGAACAAUCUUCUUCUUACAUAGGGACACCGGAUCCUGGACUCGUUGGUGGCGCUCCUCUCUCUCUCCCUCUCUCUGUGCUUUGACUGUGCGCGGAGAUGGCCGAAUCCAUCGAGGAGGAGUACGAGAUUAUCGAGGCUCAUGAUGAGGGGUUCGAGGAUGAGGGCACAGGAGGAAGUGAUGCCGGGAGCUCAUUGACUUCUCUUCAAUCCAGUAUCGUGCGAGGCGUGACGGAGAAUGGCCGAACAUAUGCUGCGUACGGCAAAGAAGAAUAUGGAAUGCCGAUGGAUGAGCAAGAGAUGGAUCGGAUUGACAUGUCUCAUGCCAAAUAUUUCAUGCUGUUAGAGAGGAAACGGUUUCUCGCUCCCAUCCCCGACCAUCCUCAGAAGAUUCUGGAGUUGGGAUGCGGAACGGGUAUCUGGUCCAUCGAUAUCGCGGACGACUAUCCCUCAGCUGAAGUAAUCGGAGUAGACAUAGCUCCCAUCCAACCAAGAUGGGUAGCACCCAACUGCCGCUUCGAAAUCGACGACAUCGAACAACCCUGGACCUGGCGCCCCUCCUCCUUCGACUUCAUCUUCGCCCGCGACCUCCUCCUCAGCAUCCGCGACUUCCCCAAACUCAUCUCCCAAUGCUACACCCACCUCAAGCCCGGCGGCCACAUCGAAUUCGAAUCCAUCUACGGCGUCGUCAAGUGCGACGACGACUCCCUGCCCCCGGACUCGGACUUCAUCACCUUCAACAACCACGUCCAGAACGCUGCCAACGCCAUGGGCUGUCCGCUCACCGAUUGCGCCAAGUUCGUGGAAUGGUUUGAAGAAGCGGGCUUUGAGUGCGUGGUCGAGAAGAAGUUCAAGAUUCCGUCGAAUCCGUGGCCGAAGGAUCCGAGAUUGAGGCUGAUUGGCGCAUUCGAGCUGGAGAUGUUUUUGAAUGGGCUGGAGGGCAUGAGUUUGAGGCUUUUUGAGAGAGGGAUGGGGUGGACGGCUGAGGAGACGACGGUCUUUUUGACGGGUGUGAGGAAGGAUAUUAGGAAUCAGCGGUUUCAUGCUUAUUAUCCUUUUUAUGUGAUUCAUGCGAGGAAACCGGAAACGGCGGAGUAAAUGAGACGUGUUCUGGGAGACGGAUCUUGGUUGCCACUGGAAAUCGGAGUCAUUGGAUUGGGAUUAGGGAUGAAGGUAUCGAUC
This is a messenger RNA of Mollisia scopiformis, 1290 nucleotides long. RefSeq names its product S-adenosyl-L-methionine-dependent methyltransferase. The record is from RefSeq and is a predicted model, not a curated record. Bases 208 to 1206 code for a protein of 332 amino acids. Gene Ontology annotation, molecular function: methyltransferase activity. Lineage: Eukaryota; Fungi; Ascomycota; Leotiomycetes; Helotiales; Mollisiaceae. The transcript is spliced from 6 exons.